CUCCUGUCUUUCCCUCAUUAACUGUCAUGGGCCUACUUCAACUCUAAAUGUCUUCCUGUAACCGGCUAAGCCAGGGAAUUUGAUUCAUCGCGGAGAGAAAUGUUAUAUGUUUACUGUCACCAUCAUCAACAUGAAGCUUCUUCUGAAAAUCCUCUUCUUUUGUGUGCUUCUAAGAACUGGUACUUUUUUGGAAUGUGAAACAUGCAAAAGCCUCGGCGAGACCUGCACAGGCGAAAUGAAAACCUGCCCCAAAGGCAAAGAUACCUGCCUGACUAUAUAUACUGAAAGCAAUAGGGAUGGACCAGAAAUUCAGAAAGUCGAAAGAGGGUGCGGCAGUAGUUACCAUUGCACCUUCCCUCCGGUCUACUUUCAUUUGGGUUACGGAAAAGUCUACAGGUCAAACUGGGUGUGCUGUAAAGGGGAGGAAUGUGGAAAAGUUCUCGUUAAAUUACCGCCAAAGGCCACGGAAUACAAUGGAAAACAAUGCCCUGCCUGCUUCGCAUGGUCAGAAAAGUGCAAAGCCGAAUUAAUGAACUGUACUGGAUGGGACACCAGCUGCUUUGAGAUGAUCACCGCAUCCACUGCUAAUGGAACUCAUGUGGACCAAAUUAUGAUGGGCUGCACCAACAAAUUUGUGUGUGCUACGAUGGAAAUCGAACGCUCAGAUUUUUGGUUGAAUGGGGACACAAUUCAGAAGGCCAAAUGUAGAUCUCUGGCAUCUCGACUCGUAAGCCUCAUCUUGCCAACCUUUUCUGGGCUGUUCCUGCUGAAGAUUUUCUUGUAAAAGGCAUUCAUAUGGGGAUGCAUAUGCUCCUCAUUCUAAUCCAACCCCAAGGUAUCCAUCCUCCAGUUUGACAAAAUGUUCAUUGGCUUCCGGAUGGUUCGCCCUCUCCUGCUCUCACUGAAAAUAAACAUCAGGCUUAUAAUAGCAAAAA
This is a messenger RNA of Pogona vitticeps (central bearded dragon), 935 nucleotides long. NCBI's taxonomy places the organism in Eukaryota, Metazoa, Chordata, Lepidosauria, Squamata, Agamidae. The record is from RefSeq and is a predicted model, not a curated record.